Molecule: messenger RNA, 726 nt
Organism: Fonsecaea erecta
Lineage: Eukaryota; Fungi; Ascomycota; Eurotiomycetes; Chaetothyriales; Herpotrichiellaceae
Exons: 3
Coding region: 1-726 (241 amino acids)
Molecular function (GO): sugar-phosphatase activity; beta-phosphoglucomutase activity
Source: RefSeq, a predicted model, not a curated record
AUGGGCUCAGUCGAACAAUCCAACUUUUCUGCGCCACCCGUGGUCGCCUCAGCCAGAGGUCUCCUGUUGGAUUUCGAUGGCACAAUCAUCGACAGCACAGCAGCCAUCAUCAAGCACUGGCACAAGCAAGGUGAAAUCAUGGGUGUUGAUCCCAACGUUAUCCUCGCCAGCUCACAUGGACGGAGGAGCAUUGAUGUAUUCAAGAUGUACGAUCCGUCCAAAGCAAAUUGGGAAUAUAUCAUCCACCAAGAGAGUCUCAUACCCAAAGAAUUCGGUCAAGAUGCCGUCGAAAUCCCCGGCGCGCGCAAACUUCUGGCAAGUCUCGACGACGUGAAUGUGCCCUGGGCAGUCGUCACUUCAGGAACAAGAGGCCUUGUGAACGGCUGGAUUGAGGUGCUGAAGCUUGCCCAUCCACGCACCAUGGUUGUGGCAGAGGAUGUCGAAAACGGCAAACCCGACCCGACCUGCUAUUUACUCGGCCGCCAACGUUUGAGGCUUCCUGAGAAUGCCGAAAUGAUUGUCUUCGAAGAUGCUCCCGCAGGAGUCCGCGCCGGAAAAGCUGCCGGGUUCAAAGUCAUAGGACUGGCCACCACCCACACUGUUGGCCAGUUGAGAGACGCAGGAGCCGACUGGAUCGUGGAAGAUCUGAGAAGUGUCAAACUGAAGGACUUCAAAGAUGGAGUGGUGCAAGUGGAGAUCGUCAAUGGAUUGGUUGAUACCUUUUGA